AUGAGCGGCUUUCAAAAUGGCGGUACGCCCGCGCGAAUGAUCGACGAUGAUUCCGAUGUCGAGGAGGAGGCUUUGGCCGCAGACUACCGGGAACAGGUUCAAUAUGAGGGCAUGGACGAGAUGGACGGAGGCUCUAUGAGCAUGGCACAACAGACGGACGAUAUUCAGUCGAGACUUGCUGCUGCUGCACAACCUUUGGAUUUCUCUGCGCCGCUAGAGGUCAAGUUUUCGAGUUAUGAUAAUUAUUGUAGCUUGUUUCACUUCAUCUUGAACUCGGAGGGACCGGUGGAUUUAGAACCUCCUUCGUAUUAUUGGGCUUGGGAUGUUAUCGAUGAGUUUAUCUAUCAGUUCAACUCUUUCUGUUCAUACCGGAACCGCGUCGCACGGCAGGGAAACAAUGAGGAGGAGAUCACUGUUUUACGAGAGGCGCCAAAUACAUGGGGAUGCUACAGUGUAUUGAACGUCCUAUACUCCCUUAUCCAGAGAUCACAGAUCAAUGAGCAACUCGCCGCGAUGAAGCGCAAUGAAGAGCCAAUGGCAGUAGCAGGCGAUUACGGUUCGAAACCUCUGUACAGAAUGUUGGGAUACUUCUCGAUCAUCGGUCUCUUGAGAGUUCACUGCCUCUUGGGGGAUUUCAGUCUUGCGCUGAAGACUCUCGACGAUAUCGAGCUAAACAAGAAGGCCAUGUUUGCUCGUGUCAUGGCAGCACAUUUCACAACCUACUACUACGUAGGAUUCUCAUACAUGAUGAUGAGACGUUAUGCAGAUGCCAUCCGCAUGUUCAGCCACAUCCUCAUCUACGUUUCAAGAACAAAGAAUUUCCAGAAGAACGCUCAGUACGAUUCUAUCACCAAGAAGAACGAUCAGAUGUAUGCUCUCAUCGCCAUUUGCGUUGCUUUCCACCCAACGAGAUUGGAUGAUACCAUUCACACCGCUCUCCGCGAGAAAUACGGUGACCAGCUGUUGAAGCUUCAACGUGGAGGCCCAGAGUCGCUUCCAAUCUUUGAGGAGUUGUUCCGUGCUUCAUGCCCGAAAUUUAUCUCCCCAACCCCACCUGACUUUGACAACCCAGAGCUCAAUGUGGACCCUCUUGAGCACCACCUCGCUAUCUUCAUGGAUGAGGUCAAGACCAACAUGUGGAGCCCAACAGUCAAGUCUUACUUGAGAUUAUAUACCACUAUGGAUUUGAAGAAGUUGGCUGGUUUCCUUGAGGUUGAGCCAGAGAAACUACGCGGAUGGUUACUCGUCAACAAGCAGAGAAGCCGACAGAUCAGAUGGACAGACAACGGACUUUUGGAUGGCGAGAUUGUCGGUUCAGGGGAUUUAGAUUAUGCUAUGCAAGGUGACUUGAUUCACAUAUCAGAAGCUAAAGUAGGACGUAAACUCGUUGACUGGUAUCUCCGAAACCUUGCACGAACAUACUAG
Molecule: messenger RNA, 1425 nt
Organism: Glarea lozoyensis ATCC 20868
Lineage: Eukaryota; Fungi; Ascomycota; Leotiomycetes; Helotiales; Helotiaceae
Exons: 3
Coding region: 1-1425 (474 amino acids)
Biological process (GO): translational initiation
Cellular component (GO): cytoplasm; eukaryotic translation initiation factor 3 complex
Molecular function (GO): translation initiation factor activity
Source: RefSeq, a predicted model, not a curated record